Molecule: messenger RNA, 632 nt
Organism: Topomyia yanbarensis
Lineage: Eukaryota; Metazoa; Arthropoda; Insecta; Diptera; Culicidae
Product: histone H2A
Exons: 1
Coding region: 12-386 (124 amino acids)
Cellular component (GO): nucleosome
Molecular function (GO): protein heterodimerization activity; structural constituent of chromatin; DNA binding
Source: RefSeq, a predicted model, not a curated record
CAUAACACAAAAUGUCUGGACGCGGCAAAGGAGGCAAAGUUAAGGGAAAGGCAAAGUCCCGUUCAAAUCGUGCUGGUCUUCAGUUUCCCGUUGGCCGAAUCCACCGUCUGCUGAGGAAGGGAAAUUAUGCCGAACGUGUGGGUGCUGGAGCACCCGUCUAUUUGGCAGCUGUAAUGGAGUAUCUCGCCGCUGAAGUUCUGGAAUUGGCAGGAAAUGCUGCCCGUGACAACAAGAAAACCAGAAUCAUCCCGCGCCAUCUUCAGCUGGCCAUCCGCAAUGACGAGGAGUUGAAUAAGUUGCUCUCCGGAGUAACCAUUGCCCAGGGUGGUGUGCUGCCGAACAUCCAAGCAGUGCUGUUGCCCAAGAAGACCGAGAAGAAGGCCUAAAUUUAAACUGUGACACACAUCAAAACUAAACAAAAACCGUCCUUUUCAGGACGAACAAAUUAUUACGAUAAAGAAAAAAUUGAAAUUAAUUCUAGCGUGAACUACAAAUGUUACGGAGAUAUAAUUUCUUUUUGUUUAUCUGCAUCUCCACCUGUGUAUUUUAUCUGGAGACGAUGUGUAUUUUAUCUUGUAGCGUAGCACAAAGUAUAAAAUAAAUUAUGUAUAUUCAGUUUUGCGACCGAUCCA